UGAAGAUUCCGUUAUUUCUGGUAAAAGAAAAUAUAAAUUAUUUAUGAUAGGUUGUUUAUGUUUAGGUGUAUGUGUGUUCGUUCCACAUCACCUUUCCUUUAAAUAUCAUAUCUUUAUGGCAAACUUAUUAGCUUGUUUUUUAAUCUAUUUGACGUUACCACAGUCCAUUUAUUACUGGCAUCAUGUGUAGGGAGAUCUACAAAACUCAUUGGACAAAUAUGUUUAGUAUCAAUCACUUCCCAGGCACUCUCUUAUUGUUAUUUUUAUUAUAUUUGAUGUAGUAUCUAAUUCACGUGUUUAAUAACCGAAAUGUAAGUAAUUAAUGCAAAAAUCCUGUUUAGUGAAAUAAAAGGAUUUAUUGGAGCUGUUUAUUUCUUAACUUGGUUGAUAGAGCAUUGAUUUCUCUUCAUGUAACGCUUCAGGAUAUAAAUGAGUAUUACAAGAAAGCCAUGCAUUAUAUAUAUGGUAGCUACCAGUCUAUCCAAUUACAUAUUUAUCACCUGUCUUACAAUAAUACUCAUUUAAUAACAGCAAGCUGUGAAAUUAGCAAUCGUACUUCUGUUUCAUUUCAGACAGUUUAUUUAUAUAGUAAGAUCAAAUCAUUUAACUUAACUGAUUUCUCAUAAGACUUUUAUUCACGCAUCGAAUAUUUUAGGUUACUAUGUAUAAUAAUCACAGUCAGCUGAGUGUUACAAAGUCUAAUCUACGUUUUUAAAUUUCUGAUUUAUCCUGGUCUAUAAAUCUUGUUAUACUACGGAUUAACAUUAAAGACUGUUUGGAGAAAUAUUACUUAAUGUUUGUAAACCAGUAUUGUAAAUAUAUCUGAAAGACGUAUUUUGGCUUUCUGAAUACAAAUUUGCAUUGUUAGUAAAAUAGGGAUAACAUGUGGUCGGUAAAGUAGAUUACAAGAUUUUACCACAAGUAUUACACUUUCUUAUUUCAGUGGCGUAUUUACCAUUCAUUACUUGAUCUUUUUCUGGCACAACCGAUUAAAUCAGUCCGAAUUCUAGUUCCUCAAUAAUCAAUAGAAUUCAUAUUCAAUGUGUAUUUAUUGAAAUGUGCAUGUGAUGCAUAAUGUGUAUUUAAUACAGAUCACUUCAUUUGUGUAUAUGAUUUACUAAAUCUGUCUUGUAUAUUUGAUUAAUAAAAAGAAGUAUUCCUAUAUUUAUUUAAUUAACGAAAUAUUGAAUGAAUACUUGUCAUACAUCUCGGAUUUGGCAAUAGUGCAAUGUCGUACUUUGUUUGAUCAUAUUAAUCGGUUCGAUCUGAUGGAUAGUGAUAAUGAGUAGUUGCAAAUAUUCGGCAGAAAUUUUCGAAUUUAGGUUCUUUAUCUAAUGGUACUCAUAUACAACUUCGAGAACCCUAUCAGUGUUUAUGAAAUUCUCACAUGUAUCACUUACCGUAGUCGUAAUAAUUUUUACAACUAAGUCAUGUAAAUGAUGAAUGAUCUGUGGCAUGAAUUUUCUUAGUAUACCAAUCAAUCAUCUAACAUUGACCAAUAUCGCACACAUGUUUUCAAUGUUGUCCGAAGUUUAUCAGUCACUUAACACUUGUUAACUUCUUGCAACCUAUAAUGACAUACGUAUUCAUAAUGACUUUUCAUCUGAGCGUAGCUUUCAAUUGCAAUCGACCUACAUUUAAAAAAGUAUUUUGAUAUUUUUUAUUUGUGUAAUUGAUCAUUGAUAUAACUGAUCUUGACACAAUAUAUUUGGAACCUAAAUUUGUGUGUUUUAUUGUUCACUUGCAUUUGUUUGUUCAUUUUUAAAAAUUCUCAUCUGCAUAUGUAACUUUCAGCCUUUGAUAGGUUUGAGUACAGUUUUGAGGUAUAUUGUAUCCUACAGGGGAGUGUGCAGUGCAACGUAUAUGAGAGAAUUUAAAAGAGAGAAGAACAAGAGAAUAAAAGUCAGUGGACUACUCAGUAAGCACACAAAAUGCACUUAAAUUCAAUAAGAAUGUCAAUCAAUGACAAUAAACAAUGACACAAACGGGAAAUUAGACAAUCUGAUAAUCUAUCCUAGAAUUUGAUGGAAUAAGGUUUUAAAUGCAUUACACAUAUACUUAAUAUAUAAACUAGAAUAAUGAAAGCAGUAUUAGACGAUCAUAGUGCUUGUGAGGUAUGGCGUAGUCGUGAUCGUUUAUAUUCUUCAUUAGUAGCUAUAUUUCCAGCUGCAUUAAUUGGUAAACCAGUUACGGUGACACUGUUAGAUGAAACACGUAUAACUGGACGUUUAUGUUCAUGUGAUGGAUUGAUGAAUUUACAAUUGGAUAGUGGUGUUAUAAUAAGAAAACCAGAUUCUGACGGGCUAAACGAGGUUAUUCUAGUUGAAACAAUGAUGAUAUUUGGUAAACGUAUACGUUAUGUGACCGUACCGAAAUUAAUUGAUAUUUCAUCAACACUUGCAGAAUGGGAGUCCAAAAGUCAAAAUGGUAGAAUAUUUUUAUCUAGACCGGCAAAAUCAUCAAAACCUUUAAAGGAGAGCCAGAUUAAAAAUAAUGAGAAUGAAUUGUGUCAAUCAAGUAUGACAAAUGAUCAUUUUGUAGAUAUUAAUUAUGUCGAUAACACCGAGAACAUUCCGUGGUUGGAACAAUCUGAUCUAGAACAAUUUGCAUCUAUUGGUGUAAAGCCGACAGGAGAUAAAAAAGUUGAUUUAAUUAUGGUGCAAACCUUAAAAGUACUUAAUAACCCAUUAUAGUAACAGUAUAUUUGUUCGGUUAACUUGAAUGCAUUAAAUACAACUAUGUUUGUGUAAAUAUUUUGGGAGGAUACGUUUAAUAGUGCUCACUUUCAACGUACAUCUUUUUUUUGUAUCAUUCUACAAACCAUUUCUUUGGAGUUAAUGAUUGAUAAAUCGGACUAAUACACAUACGUACCAGGUUCUGAGUUGUUGUUGAUUGAACGAUAUUAUUAUUAAUUUCAUUUCAUUUCACGAUUAACAAUAGGGAAGAUAUAUAAACUGUCGAAUCGUCUCACUGUUUUUCGCUUUCCGUUUA
This is a messenger RNA of Schistosoma bovis, 2991 nucleotides long. NCBI's taxonomy places the organism in Eukaryota, Metazoa, Platyhelminthes, Trematoda, Strigeidida, Schistosomatidae. The record is from the annotation of a GenBank genome assembly.